Colletotrichum costaricense is the source of this 978-nucleotide messenger RNA. RefSeq lists its product as uncharacterized. The coding region runs from base 1 to 978 and encodes 325 amino acids. The record is from RefSeq and is a predicted model, not a curated record. The transcript has 4 exons. Lineage: Eukaryota; Fungi; Ascomycota; Sordariomycetes; Glomerellales; Glomerellaceae.
AUGCCCCAGUUCCUGGACUUCAUAUGUCUAUAUGGGUCAUCGGACACCGAGGAUAAUGGUCUGCGAUUCAGCGGCUUCAAAAGCGCGAAGGUGCUCAAAAACCCAACGCCAGCAAUGUGUAUUCCACAAAUGGAUCGGAGUGGCAGAGCCUUCCAGCUAUGCUACAACCUCAAGGUAACUAGGUGGGGAGAAGUGGAUAAUACCAUGAGUUGGACUAUCGAGCAGUAUGCCGUAUAUCAUCGCUUCGACGUCGGUACCGGCGUUCAAGUCUGGAUGAUUGGUGACCCCCAUGCUGAGAUAAAGGAGCGUGUAGGUGAGAUGUUUCGCGAAAGGGGCGCGCACCAGUCGAAGUUUGACACCAUCGACCACGCCUUAGGAUCUUCCCUUGAGACGCACUUGGCACUUGCAGCAUGGGUCACGUCUCAAUGGAAGCGUGCCGUACUUGAUCUUGGCAAGAUCAUAAAUGAUCUGAACCUGGAAAUUGCCUACAUCGAAGCCACUUUUGACCGGGAAAACCAGAGUUCGGCCACUUUAGGGGAGGUGCAAAAGUGGGAGGACAAAACCAAUGAAACCGCAAUAAUAAUGGCGUUCAACGUCAACGUCUUGAAGCUGUUUAGAGAAUUCUAUAAAGGGCUCGUUCACGAUGAAAACUUUCCCAAUAGAGAGAGGUGGGCCUGCCAACAAGAGGUUCAUAAGUUUGCAUCCCAAGUCGAUGAGGUCAUUGAUGAGGCCGAGAUGCUUGCCUCGAUGGCGACAGGGCUGGCGAAAGUCGUAGCUCGCAAGAAAGCAUCGGCAACCUUCACUUUGCAGUUCAUCCAAUUCCUUCAGGGACAAACUGCCGCUGUUGCGUACGAAUUGAACAUCAAAAUGUUCGAGCAAGCGAAUCAAAGCGCUACCGAGGCAAUCGCAAUGCGGAUAAUCACCGUCGUUACUUUGAUAUAUCUUCCUGCAACUUUCUCCAGUGUAAACAUUCUUUAG